AUGAUCCUGUCACCCCGAGUGAAAGCUGGAGCUCAAUUCCCUCCGCAAGUAAUUGACGUAAAUGGGCAAAUCAUCAACGUCAAGGAAGAGGCUUCUACGAGGAUCUUAAUCGUUAUCACUUUAAAAGCGGUUUGGUGUCCAGUAUGCCCUGUAUUGUUGUCUCUAUUAAGCUUCAUGGGUGCUCAAACACAGGCAUCAACAACAAAUUGGAUCGACCCAUUUGGUCUUGGUGAAAGGACUAUUGAUGAAGAGGAACGGAAAUUCCAUUCACUCGUUUUGCAACAGGAUGCAAAAUUUAUGGUCAUAUGCCCAGGACCACGAAGUGAAAUCUUACAAAUCAGAGACACUGUCGACUUUAGAGACAAUUGCUUCUUUGUCGAGGAUGUUGGUCUGAGCAUAUCAAAUACACUUGGAAUUGUAAUGAACCCACCUGUAGGAAUAUGGCCGGGUAUCUUGCAUGUGAAACAGAAUUGUGAUAUACAAACAAUUGAAUUGGGGCGAGGGCCGGGUCAUUAUGGGGAAGUCGCAUUGAUUUCAUAUCUUGCGAAACUACGACUUCUGACGGAAGGACUCGCACUGAAUAACGCCAAGACACUGCAAUACAUAACAACAACUGCGCUCCCUUCCAUCCCGCAGAUUUAUGACUAUCCAGCCCGAGAUGGUCUCCCGCUUGAAAUAAUGGAGCUUAUAAUGGAGCAGCUCUGCCACAAGGAUCGCAAAACGGCGUCUAUGGUCUGUAGGUCGUAUAGGACGGUGGUCAGUUCCGUGUAUGAGCAAGAGUGCAAAGUGCUAUUGAAAAAGUUUGCAGAGGGAUUGCCAGUUUACGAGAAGCAGUUUGUACGUAAUGGCUUUCGUACUGAUUCGGGAAAUGUUUUGGUAAAACAAAUGACGGUCACGGAUAUCUAUAAGCUUGAUGAACAAGUCGAACCUGUGAAGACGGGAGCUGAAGCAUUCCUCGCUGUCUUCUGUCGCCUAGAAAGCUUGUAA
Synchytrium microbalum is the source of this 987-nucleotide messenger RNA. RefSeq lists its product as uncharacterized. The transcript has 5 exons. NCBI's taxonomy places the organism in Eukaryota, Fungi, Chytridiomycota, Chytridiomycetes, Synchytriales, Synchytriaceae. Gene Ontology annotation, molecular function: protein binding. The record is from RefSeq and is a predicted model, not a curated record. The coding region runs from base 1 to 987 and encodes 328 amino acids.